Ruditapes philippinarum (Manila clam) is the source of this 3896-nucleotide messenger RNA. RefSeq names its product probable ATP-dependent RNA helicase DHX34. Gene Ontology annotation, cellular component: intracellular anatomical structure. Gene Ontology annotation, molecular function: ATP binding; RNA binding. Gene Ontology annotation, biological process: nuclear-transcribed mRNA catabolic process, nonsense-mediated decay. The record is from RefSeq and is a predicted model, not a curated record. The transcript has 25 exons. The annotation marks the transcript as partial. NCBI's taxonomy places the organism in Eukaryota, Metazoa, Mollusca, Bivalvia, Venerida, Veneridae.
AUAACUUUUUUUGUAUUAUUUUACAGAGGAAGUAAAGAAUAUGAUGACUUUUGGGUGUUUGUUGAAAAAUAUGAAAACUUCCAAAAACGACAAAAAGAUAGAAAUCCAAAGACCAAACCAUGUGUGACAGGAGAGUCUAGUCUUGGUAUACCAUCUCACUAUGAUAAAAGAUACCGUAUAAACAUAGCCUUGAAAAACAGAGAUGUUGAAGAUUUUAUUAAAAAAGGGAGGCUUGCAGAUGCGGACAUUGAUGAAGAGAUAACAGUUGAGAGAGUGAAGGAAUUUAAGAAUAUAUUAUUGCACUACCUUGACUUUCAACAGAAACAAAAGUUAUCCAAGUUGAAGAAAGUAAAGGCGGACCAGGAGAAUCUGCCGAUCUUCCAGCACAAGUCGGAAAUAGUAGAGCUUGUACGAGACAAUCAGGUCGUUAUAAUCGCAGGAGAUACUGGCUGUGGCAAGUCUACUCAGGUACCUCAGUAUUUACUGCAGGCGGGUUAUGAGAAGAUAGCAUGUACUCAGCCUCGGAGGAUAGCUUGUGUUUCACUGUCAAAGCGUGUGGGAUAUGAAACUCUGAACGAGUAUGGCUCUGAUGUUGCUUUCCAGGUAAGGAGGAAAAUGUAUACGAGCAAACACAAACGCUACUCUUUCUUGACUGAAGGUUUAUUGUUACGUCAGAUGACGUCAGAUCCGCACCUGUCAAUGUAUAACGUGAUAGUCAUUGAUGAAGUUCAUGAGCGGCACAUUCACACAGACUUCCUGCUUGGCAUUCUCAAAUGUCUCGUACAUCACCGUGAUGAUGUGAAGGUUGUGCUGAUGUCAGCAACCAUCAACAUUGAUCUUUUCAGUAAUUAUUUUGAAGAUGCUCCAGUUAUGAAGGUACCUGGACGACUAUAUCCUAUAGAGAUGGAGUUUUGUCCUAUACAGAAGGACAGUGAUACAAGGACAGAGAGACUGGACCCCUCACCAUAUCUCAAAAUUAUGCAGAGAAUUGAGAAAAAGUACCCUCGUUCAGAACGUGGAGAUCUACUUAUAUUUCUGAGCGGCCAGAAAGAAAUAAUGUCUGUAGUAGAGGCAGCUAGGGCGUACACUCAACAAACAAAAACAUGGAUAGUGCUGCCCCUUCAUAGUGCACUCUCUGUUGAUGAACAGGAAAAGGUGUUUGACAUUGCACCUGAGGGUGUAAGAAAGUGUAUAGUCUCAACCAACAUUGCUGAGACCUCUGUAACUAUAGAUGGUGUGAGGUUUAUAGUCGAUUCUGGGAAGGUGAAGGAGAUGAGUUUUGAUCCGAAGUACAAAAUGCAGAGACUACAGGAGUUCUCUAUAAGCAGAGCUAGUGCUGAACAGAGAAAAGGCAGAGCAGGUAGGACAGGACCAGGUGUUUGCUUUAGAUUAUAUGAUGAGAAAGAAUAUGAAAGUUACCAGGAGUAUACCACCCCAGAGAUCCAACGUGUCCCGCUAGACUCUCUUGUACUACAAAUGAUCUCAAUGGGCUUGCCUGACCCUCGCAAGUUUCCAUUCAUCGAAGCCCCUAGUAUCCAGAGUCUUGAAAACGCAAUUAUUUUUCUGCGAGAACAAGGUGCUUUAUUUGAGGAUGAAAGUCUUACCCCAAUAGGGUUGAUGUUGUCUAAACUACCUGUUGAUGUUGUCAUUGGAAAAAUGCUUAUUAUGGGAUCCAUAUUUCAUAUGAUUGACCCUGUGUUGUCUAUAGCAGCAGCUAUGAGUGUACAGUCACCUUUUACCAGCAAAAUGUACACUGAUGUUGACUCCAUGGCUGCCAGGAAAAGUUUAGAAUCAGAACAUGGUGACCCUUUCACAUUACUCAACGCCUUUGAUGAAUGGAUUCAGGUAAAAGCUGAUGGUCGAGGGACAAAGAAAUGGUGUAAGAGGCGAGGUUUGGAAGAGCAAAGAUUUUAUGAAAUGACUAAACUGAAGAGACAGUUUAAAGAAUUACUACAGGAUCAUGGUUUACUUGAGAAAGUCGAGGAACAACAGCAGUAUAUGAGUAGUGCUGAACGUCGGCAGAAACAUGGCGAGAGAAAACGUCUUAGUGAGUUAAGAAGAGAACAGAGAAAAGAAUCAAAGAAACGAAAAGUCCUUAAGAUGGAUGACGAGGAUUAUCAGAUCAGUGAUGGAGAGGAUGAAAAAGACUCGGACAUCAAAGAUCUUGAGUUCCGACUCUCUCAUAAUUUGCAACAGCUUCAGGAAACAUCAAAUGAGAGUCGACGUUUUACACUCCGUGAUAUAAAUCUAUUAAAGAUCAUAUUAUGUAGUGGACUAUAUCCUCAGGUAUCAAUAGCUGAUGACUGUAACACAUUUAAAUCUACCUCCGAACAAGCAUUCCAUACAAAGAGUAAACCAUUUGUAUUGCUACACCCUACCAGUGUUUUCUCUUACAAACCAGAGUUACUUCAUCCCAAACAUGACACUGAGUCAGGAAAACAUAAUCCAGCAGAUCUUAAAGGACUUCUCAGCAAUAAACAUGAACUUUUAACUUUUGUAUCUAUUCUUGAAACAAACAAGCCAUUUUUGAUAAACACAAUGAGGGUGCCUGCCUUACAGACUGUGACUUUAUUUUCUAACAACAUUGACACAAACACUAACUGUACAAGGUUAAUAUGUGAUGGGUGGUUAGAGGUAACUAUACCUGAUGAGGAAUCAGCAGAACAAGUAAUGUCUAGUGUGAUACAGCUGAGAGCCACCUGGCAAAACUUACUCAAACUACGACUUGAAGACACAUUUCUGUCUAUGGAGUCUGAACGAAGGAUCAGUCAGCGGGCAAGGAAACUGGAGAGAACGUUGGCAAGUAAACUGACAGAGUUUCUCAGUUCAGAUGUGAGGUAUACACUCCGGAGAGUACUGGCUGCUGAGAUGAAAAAUGUCUACAUUGGACCUGAAAGAACACGUGGAGAAAUAAAAGAUGUAUUUAAUUCAGCCUCUGAAAGUAAGCCACAUCCAACUAAAGGUGGACUUAUAAUCAAUGAAUAUCUCACACAUGGCUGUUUAUUAGAUGAUGGCACAGCGAGUGUUGUUGGAGAGUUCACAAUGACCAUGCAACGUCACUGGACGUGUCCUAGAUGUAAUGUUUCCAUGGUAGCCAGUAUUGGGGAGAGAUUGGAACAUGAAGCAAUGUGUCAUGCCAGUAACAUUACAGCCACUCAAUCAGAAGAUAAGGCGGAUCAGGAGGAGGAGCGUAAUAUGCAAAUGAAUCCACUUAGAAAGUCCUACUUUUGUGCUGAAUGUGACAAACAACUACAGCUCACCAUGACGGAAAUAUUAAAACAUAAAAAGUCACAUUUGGAUAACACUGGAAUCAUGUAGUGCUUCAAUGUGGCUUCUGACUUUAAAGUCAUCAGUAAUGACAUGGACUUUACUGAGGCUAUUCGCCAAGACGGGACUAGAAAUAAAUUUAUGUGAUUUGAGAGUGCAUCAUUUAAUUUUGUCAUGGACCAAUGAAUUGUGCAAAAUUUCAGAUCCUUCUCUCACUUGUUGGUCAUAAAUUGUUAUUUCUAUUGUGCAAAAUGACCAAAAAAUGAAAAUGGUUUUAACAUUUAUCACUCAAGUUAUGUUAAGAUUGGAACCAAAAAUUAAAUUUUGAUAUAGUUCUGAAUUUAUGUCUUUAUUAUCUUUUUACAGAUUUACCCUUUUAUAUGUUGAAGCACGGAUUUAUAUUACACGGAUUUAUCCGUGAUAUAAAUCCGUGGUCGAAGGUGAGACAAAGAAAGUUAUUUUAUGUCCCAGGCCGCACUUAACCUAUUCAAGAAUUUUUGUUUGUUUUUAUGUACACAAGGAUUUAGGCUUUAAGACCUCAGUCAAGGAACUAAUUUAAGAUCGACUAUGUUGUGCCCUCAUAUACAUGUAUCUGUUACUGUUUUUUUUAAACUUUGUGUGAGUCCGUU